This is a messenger RNA of Onychostoma macrolepis, 1409 nucleotides long. It is a transcript of the gene qng1, whose product is annotated as Q-nucleotide N-glycosylase 1. The coding region runs from base 321 to 1340 and encodes 339 amino acids. The record is from RefSeq and is a predicted model, not a curated record. NCBI's taxonomy places the organism in Eukaryota, Metazoa, Chordata, Actinopteri, Cypriniformes, Cyprinidae. The transcript has 5 exons.
AGCCAGAACGGCCGCCAGACACAAUCCGCUACUAGAGAGGAGUUUUAGCAAAUAGCAACAAAACAAGCGGGAGAAAAUAGCUUGACCAACACGGAAAUCAAAAGCUAAAGCGCGCGUGUGUGUGUGUGUUUUCAAGUACAACUUGUUAUUAGUUGAUAUACAACCUAAUGUACUUUGUACAGAGAGAAAUCCGCGCACACACAGACCUCCUGCACUCUCCUCACUUCUGCAGAUUGCAACAUUAAAGCAAGACUGUUUGAUUACAUUCACAAGGACCUUCCACUGAGUGGAGAUUUUUGGACACAGACUUUUAAAAACCGAUGGAGAAGCCACUGUCCCCUCGAGAGUCCGGUCAGUUCGUGGCCGAGCGCAGUCGAGAUGUGUUCGUGGAAGAAGAUGGAGUCAAACGUGUGGCUCAGAUGAUCUAUGAUCUCCGUGAGAGCGAGGAGUUCACAGCCAGUGGCUGGAAGAAGAUGAAUCCUCUGGCCCCUCCGCCAGACUCGGACGAAGCUAUCAACUGGGUGUUUGUGACUGACACCAUGAACUUCUCCUUCUGGCCUGAGAGGGAGGAAGAGCAGUGUGAGGUCGUGUGCAGAGGAAGCACCUAUCGAGGGUACAUGUCGCUGUGUGCCGCUGUGACCAGAGCUAUGGAUGAAGGAGUGCCCAUUACCAACCCCACUUACUUCUCUCAGAUCAGUGAGGCCGAGCUGGUGAAAGUCCUGCGCUCAGACAGCGAUACUCCCAUGCCAAUGCUGAGAGAGCGUCACCAGACCCUGACAGAGGCUGGCCGAGUGCUCAUGGAGCAUGGCGGAUCCUUCCGGAUGUUCAUGAGUCGCUGUGAGAAUGAUGCAGAGAAGAUGGUGAAGUACAUUGUGGAGAACAUACCAUCAUACAGAGACGAAGCCAUGUACGAGGGUAAGAGGAUCUCAUUUUAUAAGAGAGCUCAGAUCCUUGUGGCAGACUUCUGGGGCAUCAUGGAGGCACGAGGGGAGGGCAACAUCCCUAACCUGGACUACCUGACCAUGUUCGCUGACUACAGGGUGCCACAAGGCCUCGUGUACCUUGGAGCUUUACGCUACUCUGAUGCCCUUGUGGAGACAUUGAAAAACGGUGAACUGUUGAGCUCAGGUGAGAGGAGAGAGGUGGAGAUCAGGGGUUGCUCCAUCUGGUGUGUGGAGAGAAUCCGGCAGCAUCUGUGGAAGCUCGUGGAAGAGAGAGACAGGAAGACCUGCCACAUCAACUCUGCUCUAAUUGACUUUUACCUGUGGCCAUAUGCUAAAAAACAUCAUAAAGAAAUGGCACAUAUUCCAAUACAUCACACACGCUGCAUCUACUAUUGACAGCAUCAGCUUUCCUUGUUCUUUUUUGUAUCUUGCUGUUUAUACCUUUAAAUAAAGUUAUGAAAAUGA